AUGGGUGGAAAAGUCUUUUCUCAGCCCAAGGGUGAUCUUCCCGCCUUACAUACCCCUCGAAUGAGUAAGGCAGUUCACUCUCACCUCAGAGACUUCUGCAUCCAACAACUUCGGCUUUGUUUUGAAGAUGUCGUCGCGCCAGCAGAAGCUCCAGAGAAAGCCAAUUAUGGGGACGUAGACACCUUGGUAUCAAAGCCUCUCCCUGGAUUUUCAUGGGACGAAGUAGCUGGGCUUCUGAAGGCACAUCGCACAGAGAAGUUCGGCGAAUCGCGCUGUUUUGCGGUUCCUAUUUCUCUUAACAAUAACGACAGCGACGAAACUCCUUAUGCUCAAGUUGACGUGCAUAUCUGCCACCCCGGGUUCAUUGAAUGGGAGUGUCUACUAGAUGCUUACGGGGAUAUGUGGCAGAUCGUUGGCAAGUUUUUGAGGCCGCUAGGUUUGACAGCCACAGACAAGGGCCUUCACAUCCGAAUUGAAGAAAUUGAGCCCAAAAAUCGAGCAUACAGCAAGAUAUAUCUCACACACAAUGUAAAUGAUGUGCUUGAUUUCUUAGGACUGGACCUGAAGCAAUACCAGGAGGGUUUUGAUACUAUGGACCAACUCUAUCGCUGGUGUUCCAGCGGAAAGUUUUUUCACCCAAGUGCGUUUAAGUUUACUUACGAAACAGCAAAUGACCGACAGAGAUAUAAAAAGAGGAUCAUGUUCCAGACUUUUGUCGAUGAAUGGCUCCCUGAGCAUGCCGAUUUAUGGCAUGGUAGGGAGCCAAUGACAAGAGAGACCGUGGCAGAACACGCAUUGAUCCGUUUCGAUAAGAGGGAAGAGUAUGACAAGAGAAUUUCAACGUGGAGAUUAAAGAUUAAAGAGGAAGAGCUGUGGAAUGAAAUCUCAACUGCCCUUUCCGAGGAGUAUUCCGGGGAUAUUGCGCUCAUACUUCGAGGAUUCAAGCGAUGGGUGCAGUUCACUACCGAGGAGGUGAACAAUAGCGACCAACUGCCUAAUCCAUCUUUCCGAGAGACUGCGGAAAUGGAAGUUGAUCGCCAGCCUCGCUGGGCAUCCCAGAUUUCGUCGGAGAACAGUAAAGCCCACGUCUUCAACUGGGUACGGCAAGUUUGGCCACAGGUUCAAACAUUAGAGAAAGAGAGAAUUAAAGCGGCGAAAGCAGCGCGGUCCUGA
This is a messenger RNA of Ophidiomyces ophidiicola, 1173 nucleotides long. RefSeq lists its product as uncharacterized. The record is from RefSeq and is a predicted model, not a curated record. NCBI's taxonomy places the organism in Eukaryota, Fungi, Ascomycota, Eurotiomycetes, Onygenales, Onygenaceae. Bases 1 to 1173 code for a protein of 390 amino acids. The transcript has a single exon.